This is a messenger RNA of Rubroshorea leprosula, 1949 nucleotides long. Lineage: Eukaryota; Viridiplantae; Streptophyta; Magnoliopsida; Malvales; Dipterocarpaceae. The record is from the annotation of a GenBank genome assembly.
GGCCCUGAAACCCAAAUUUCAGUUAUCUUCUUUAAUACCCACCUUCCACGUUCUCUCUUCACUGCACUGAUGGUCGUGGUCGUGCCUCCUUCAACUGCCAACAACAAAUACAUUCCAACCACGAUCUUCCUCUAAUUUCCUCCAGGAGAAUUAUAUAUUUCAUCAUCCAGUUGCGUCUAGAACUUGUAAUUAUUUUUGAUUCUUUGCUUCUUAAAGUUUCUCAAUUCGUUUCUUCAACUUCGCUAUUCAGUGGAUGUUACAGUGGAAAACUCAUAACUAUCAAUAGUUUGAGAAAGGGUCGUAGUGGGACACGUGCUAGGAUCAUGCUCAUGCAAUUCGUAUAUAGAAAACAAAAUCAACAAAACAAGUUUUGGUGCACUUAUUUCCUCAAAGAAAAUCUUCAUACUUGACAAUCCUUCACAAUCACCUCUUCUAAGGACCGGAAUUCAAACUUGCAUUUCAUUGAGGAAAACCUUGCAAGUGCAGGCAGAUCACGGAGUUGCAAAUGCUUGAGUUCAGUAAAGGUCUUUCUUCACUACUAAGUCUUUCACAUUGGAAUAUUUCAUCGAAGGUAGCUUCGCUCACGACAAGCUUCUCAAGAUUGGGAAGUGACUAGAAGAAGAAAGGAGGAGGAGCUAAUUGCUCUUGAAUGCGGGUGAGAAUGGGAUGGUAGGAAAGGCACAAAAGCAUUAUAAAAGGCUGAAGCACUCAAGAAGCUCUUUGCUAGACAGGAGCCUGUUCUGGAUUUCUAAAAGUACACUGCUGCUGAUGUUUGCAUUGUGAGAUUGAUCAAAAGCUGCAUGUUUGUGAUAUUUGUGGUGCAUUUUUGAGUGUUUAUAACAGUGACUGACAUUUAGUAGAUCAUUUUGGAGGCAAACUUCAUUUAGACUAUAUGCAAAUCCGUGAUAAAUUAGCAGAACUUCAGGUACGCUGAUUUACAUGCUUAGUAUAUUCUGACUGUCUAUGGUGGCUGUGCUUUAAGUGUUACAUUAUAGUGCCUAGCAUCAAAGAUGUUGGUGUAUAAAUUACCUGAACUAUCCACUUACUAUGUCUAUUAUUAUUUUUUUUUAAAUAAUCAGAACUUUAUUUGAAUGCUGUUACCUAAUGGAAUCUAGUAAAACAGCAAAUUAAUACAUCUUUUCUGGAUUCUCUUAUGUUUGUAUUGUGAAUAUGGUGGUCAGGUGCUGGUAUAAUGUUUCUCAUUCUUCUAUACAGAUUUUCAGUUAGUAUCAUCUGUGAAUUAGAGUUUUUCUGACCUCAGAGAAGAAUCGUGUCUCCCAUUUUUCAAUUCUUUUGAUUGUUUGUAGAUGCUGGACUUUAAAACAUAGUAUUUUCUACCUCUCUGUGCAUAUUGGGCUUAAAAUGCAUCAAAUAUGAAAUGUCUUGCUAAAUUGAAUUGGCAUUUAGCUUUUUGAAAAAGCAUUCAGUAGUAUUUGCUGAUUAUUGUUUUCUCACGAAGAGAGAAACAAUAGCUGCAAACCUGACCGGUAUGAUGACAAGAGGUAAUCCUUACGUGGUUUCUUUACCUUUUUCCUUUUGUUACCUUUGGGUGGUGGGGGAGGUGUUGUUAUAUCCCUUUUAUUGGUGGUGUAUAUAGAUCAAAAGUUCUACCUUUUUCUUUACCGGUAUGAGGCGUGACUGGUGCUAGAUGCAUGAAUGCUGCCAUGAAGAAAAUGAAUACAAAACUGUUCUUAGGAGGGUAAUUGUUGUUCUUUGGUACCUAGAGACUAGGAAUUAAAUUAUAAACUUGUGGUUAAAAGCACAAGUAAUUUUAUCAUUAGAUCAUAUAACUGAUGGUUAAGAGGGUAUUUGUUACUUGGUGAUUUGUGUUUGGUAUUCGGUACCAUUGGAAAUGUAAGUUUGCUGAAUUUUACCAUUCCAAUUGCCAUUUCGGCAAUUUUUCAGUUAAGUAUCUAAAAGGAGAAAUAAUAUAAAGAGAUUGAAUUUUA